Molecule: messenger RNA, 252 nt
Organism: Dentiscutata erythropus
Lineage: Eukaryota; Fungi; Glomeromycota; Glomeromycetes; Diversisporales; Gigasporaceae
Source: the annotation of a GenBank genome assembly
AUUGCAAAGAUUAUUCAGUACAAAAAAAGCAUGGAAGUGAAAAUUUUUGUCCAAAAGUAAUAGGAUUUUCGGCCAAUACGAAUAUUAGAUUUAUUUAUGAUUUUGUAGAAGAUGAAAAGUUAAAACCUAUAUCUGAACGAAAAAUUAAUAAUACAAAAUUAUUUAGUGCUUUUACAAAUCGUUUAGAUUAUAUUGUAGAAUUUAAAAAAUUUAGAGAUGAUGAACAAACUCCUUGUCGAAAUGAAUGUUUCU